Molecule: messenger RNA, 2744 nt
Organism: Coregonus clupeaformis (lake whitefish)
Lineage: Eukaryota; Metazoa; Chordata; Actinopteri; Salmoniformes; Salmonidae
Product: titin
Exons: 6
Coding region: 1-2280 (759 amino acids)
Molecular function (GO): signaling receptor activity
Source: RefSeq, a predicted model, not a curated record
AUGAAGAUUCUGGUCUUACUGUUGUUGAGUCUAACAGUGGCUCUGGGGAGACCGCAUGGAGUCAUGGAUGAAUGGAAACCAGCUUUGCCCCAGAGAGAGAUCUACCCAGUCCUGCGAGACCAGAAAAAACCUGCUGGCUGGAACACCGAGGCGAUUGUAAAACAAACCCAGCUUAGUUCUGUGGUGGAGGAGAAACCUGAUGAACUGAGCCCCCUGGUGCUGGAGAAACCAGAAGAGCUGAGCCCCCUGGUGCGGAAGAAUCUAAUGGAACCCAGCCUAGAUGUGCAGGUGAUUCCAGUAAGACAUGAAAAGCCAGCUGAAUUGAUGCCAGUGGUUCAGGAGAAACCAGAGACAGAAGACACUGUGGAGCUGGAGAAACCAGUAGAGAAAGCCCAGGAGAAACCAGUAGAGAAAGCCCAGGAGAAACCAGUAGAGAAAUCCCAGGAGAAACCAGUAGAGAAAGCCCAGGAGGAUGCAAAAGAGCUGAGCCCUCCAGUGCAGGACAAACUAGAAGAGAAAGCCCAGGAUAAACUAGAAGAACUGAGCCCUGUCGCGCAGGAGAAACUAAAAGAGAAAGCCCAGGAGAAACCAGAAGAACUGAGCCCUGUCGCGCAGGAGAAACCAGAAGAACUGAGCCCUGUCGCUCAGGAGAAACCAGAAGAAAUUAGCCCUGUCGCGCAGGAGAAACCAGAAGCACUGAGCCCUGUCGAUCAGGAGAAACCAGAAGCACUGAGCCCUGUCGAUCAGGAGAAACCAGAAGAACUGAGCCCUGUCGAACAGGAGAAACCAGGGGAAGAUGUGGCCCCUGUGGAGUUGGUGGAGGUGGGCCCAGCAGCAGAGGAAGAGGCUCAGCCUGAGCAGGAGAUGGAGGCUGAGAUGGAAGAGGAUCUACUUCGGAUGGAAGAUCCCGAGAUGGGGAAAGCAGAGAUGGAAGAAGCAGAGAUGGGGUUAAAGAUGGAACAACUAGAGAUGGAAGAACUAGCAAUGGGGGAACUAGAGAUGGAAGAAAAAGAAAUGGAAGAACCAGAAAUUGAGAAAAAAGAGAUAGAAGAACCAAAGAUGGAGGAGCCAGAAGUACAGAUGGAACCUGAAGUAGAAAUGGAGCCAGAGGGGGAGAUGGCGCUUGCAAUGGACGAGGGACUCACACACCAAGAGGAGGGCCCUCUUAUGGAGGGUGAAUAUGUGAUGGCUGAAGAGCCAAUCAUGGAGUUGGAACCACUACCAGAGGACAGUGUGAUUGAACAGUAUUGGAGAGGAGGCAGUCCUAAGGAUGGCAACAAGAUGGCUCCAGAAAUGAUGUAUCCGUUUGAUCUGCAAGAGGAGCCAAUGACAGAACUGGAGCCAUUGCUAAGGGAGGGGCCUGGCCUGGAGGAAGAAGAUGAGUAUGUCAUGGCAGAACAACCAAUCAUGGAGCUGGAGCCUGAAAUGAGGGAUAUGCCUUUUGGAGAGAAUCCAAUCAUGACAGAUUACGCCAUCAAGGGGGAGGAGCCAGUGAGGGAACUGAUGGAAGACAUGGGGCCUACAAUGGAGGGGGAGUACUUCCUGGCUGAGGAACCAAUCAUGGAGCUGGAACCUGAAAUGAGGGAAAGGCUGUACACUGGGCAUUAUCCAAUGACAGACUCAGCUGUGAUGGUAGAGGAGCCAAUGAUGGAGUUGGAACCUCUAGAAGGGGAGAGGCGUCUUAGGGAAGAGCGUUUUCUAUUGGAGGAGGGGGUUCGAGUAAGGGAGAGGUCUCUCAUGGAGCAGCCAAUGAUGGACGAGGGCCCCAUGAUGGAUGGAGCGGCGCACAUGUGGGUGGAGCCAGAGAGGGAGAGGCGAUCUUUAAAUAUGGAGGAGGUGGGGCUAAUGGAGAACAUGGCCCAACGUGAACCUACAGGGAGGGGCUCCUGCAGUGGUAUGGUCCUGGAGGGGAAAUGCUACCAGUUCUUCAGAGGCCCAAAGACGGCUUCAGAUGCUGAGUUCUACUGCCAGGCUAACUUCCCUCCUGGCCACCUGGCGUCCAUCACCAGUCAGACCAUCCACAGACAGGUCAUGAACCUUAUGCUGCAACAGACCGGAGGAUAUACACGCACCUGGGUCGGAGGACUACGCUACCUGGACACUGGUCGCUUCAUCUGGUUGGACGGUGCCCACUGGUCCUAUGAGGAUUGGCUGCCUGGCGAGCCCAAUCACACGGCAGGGGUGGAGAACUGUCUGGAGCUACUGGCAGUUGGAAAUGGGAAGUUCAACGACAUGCCGUGCUGGGAUCUGCGAGCGUUCAUCUGCUCUCACCCUGUCUAGGGAACAGUAAAAAUAAAGAUGACCUGCCUAGACACUGAUCUAAGGUCAGAUUACAUUCUUCACCCCAGUGUGGAAGAUUUGUGGGGAAGUUGCUCCUAGAGCUGUUAGUGCAUCCUCUAUCCCGAGCUCUAGGAAGACAGCUGUCUCAGAGUUUGUGACCCUUUCACUUUGAACCUAUGGUCUCUUUUGAACCAAUGGCCUCUAAACUAUCAGUUCCACUUGGAAUCUCAGGAGGUUUCCAGUUUGAGCCACGGUGGAUUCAGGUGGCUUCAGUGGUGACAAACAUUCUUAAACAUGUAAUUGCACUUACACUGUAAGAUAUUAUUUCUCAAUGAUAAAAAUCUAUUUUAGAGCUAUAGGAAAGCAUUUGUUAUAUUUUGAAGAUAGAACUAUGUUCAUAUGUUUGUGUAAAAGUUAUGUAAAUGACUCUAAUUAAUUCUAUAAAGGGACAUUUUUGUUAGAAA